AUGUUUCCAAUAUUUCUUUUGCUCCCUAUUUCAAUUAUUAUGAAAAAAACAUCAGACCAAGACAUAAUACAUGCUAUUGAUUGUGGAAAUUAUAUGAGAUAUCAUUCUUUUAAUGGUAUUAAAUAUAAGAGUGUAAAUAUAUUUAAUUAUGUUUAAAGGAUAGAUUCUUUUAAGGUUCUUCAUAAUUUAUUGAUUAUAAUAAUAAGAUAGAAAUUAUAUAAAUAAAAGAAACACUUGAUUAAGAUAUAUUUCAAACUUAGAGAUAAGGAUUCAAUUUUUUUUAUUAACUUCCAUUAAAUAUGAAUUCAUCUGAAAUUUAAAAUUUCAUAUUGAUGCUCGAUUUUGCUGAAGUAUUUUUAAUCAUUUAAAAUAGUUACAAUACUCGAAUAGUAAUGAAAGAAUAUUCGAAGUAUAUUUAGGAAAUAAAUUGAUAAUAGCGAAUUUAGAUAUUUAUAAAGAAGUUGGAAGGGAAACUGCUUUAACAAUAGAAAUUCAUUUUUAAAUAUAAGGUUAAGAGGCGUUUUAUAAAGAUGAAUUAUUAUUAGGUGCAAUAAAUAAAAAAAAUGAAUUGAUAAUUCGGUUAAAAGCAAUUAAAAAUUAAGCAUCGAUAGCUGGUAUAAUAUUGAAGUUUGGAGGAAAGUAAAAUAAUUAAAGUGAUGUUGAAGAGAGAAAAAUUCGAAGAAAUCCAAUAAAAGGAAUAGAUGGAUUAAAGAAAUUAUCAGAUGAAAGUUUGAAAAUAGUAGAAUAAGAAGUGAAAGAAAAUUAAAAGGAUAGGGAUUAGAAUGAGGAUUAAGAGGAUAAAAGGAUCUAAAUAAUGGAGAUAAAAUUAUUAGAAUUUUCAAAAAGAUUAAUGACUUUAAUAAUAUAAACACCUUUAGGUAUUUUACUGGGAAGUAGUUUUUUAUUGAUAUGUUUGAUUACAUUGUGGGAGUUAAGAGAGAAUAGAAAACAAGAGAAUAAGAAUAUAGGAAAUAUAAAGGAUAUAAAAUAAGAUUGAUGAUGUUAUAAAUUG
Messenger RNA from Paramecium sonneborni, 1012 nucleotides. The record is from the annotation of a GenBank genome assembly. NCBI's taxonomy places the organism in Eukaryota, Ciliophora, Oligohymenophorea, Peniculida, Parameciidae.